This is a messenger RNA of Parnassius apollo (apollo), 579 nucleotides long. The record is from the annotation of a GenBank genome assembly. NCBI's taxonomy places the organism in Eukaryota, Metazoa, Arthropoda, Insecta, Lepidoptera, Papilionidae.
AUGCACCAAGUGUUCACUUCCAAAUACGGUGAAUUAAUGCAUCGUACGUUGAGUUGUUUUUGCGAACGGGGAUUAUGCAAGUGUUUAGAACCUAAAAUUUACCAUCCUGUUCCUCUGGUAUCAACAACAACUGCUGAUGCAUCAGUCGACAAUGAUACUGCGAUGGUGAUUCCUUCAUCUCCUACGGAUUCAGCAGAUGCUAGUGGUGCAUGUGGUGAUAAUAAUAUCGUUAACACUCUUUCGUCUUCUAUGUCUUCUGACGAUGAUGUACCUCUUAACAGAAUCAAAUCGAGGUAUUCCGGAGCUACAGUAACUACUGCUAGCAAAGCACUAGCAGAAAUAAACUACACAGACUUAGCCAAGGACGCGGGUAAACGAGGAGCUGUUUACGAUAUGGUUUACGGUUCCAUAGACGCAUCUAAUGAAGAAAAUCAGCCUACGACUUCUGGAAAUAAUAAAAUGCUGCCAAGUAACGGAGAUUUCCUUUUAGUAAGCGUCCACGCUGGUAAGAAUAAAACUUAUACUUACGCAAGCCUUGCACUCAAAGUGAUCUCGAAAACGAUGGCGAGAUUAAAGUGA